CUGAGGAGUUGUACUUUUCAAAAAUUGUCAACAAACACGAUAUGGCAUUCUUUCCUAUACAGAAUCAACUGCAGUUCAAUCUAGAUGUUCCCAGUAAUGUGCAGAAUGUGGCUUUCAAAUUCCAUCGACCAAACCCCAUAGUGAUUGAUAAAGGAGGAGGGCCCCCAGGAGUUAUCUUUCCUGUCGGUCAUGCUGGUGUCCAUGGCCCACCAAAAGGGGGCAUUCAUGAUGUUUCAGGAGGGCUAAACUUGUCUUCCAUGUCGGAAGAUAGAAUGUCUAUAGCUAUGAAACUGGCCCAGAGGGAUAUUCGUAAGAAAAGAGAAGAAGAAAAUAUAAAGAAGCAACUUGGAAGAACCAGAACAAAAUCACGCUCUCCUUCUCCAAAGACAUUUGGGAAAACAAAAGUGAUAAGAGAUCGAGCAUCAAGAGAUAGGAUGCGUCGCCAACCUGUGAAAAGCAAAGCCAACUUAAAGAUUAAAGAACAUGACAGGAACUGUAGUCCAAAGAAUGCCAAAACACAAACCCCUCCCAGAUUGUCACGCCCAGGUGGAGGGCGUGUGCCGGACUUGUCAAUGCCAGUAUCAUCACAGUCACCACCAUCAAGGGACACAGACUUCAAGCUCUACCCUGUUACACGGACAACUCCCUCUACCCAACCAGAGAAAGAGAUAGAGAGACUACAGCAUGAAAUGGAGGGUUAUCUACAGCAAAUUCAGAUUAUAGAACAGCGGGCAAUGAUUGAUCAAAACACAACUUUUUUACAACCUUCCUCUAAACACCGUCCAAAAGUUGGGUAUCUUGAAGUGGAAGAGGGAUCGGAGCGAAAGCAUGUGCGCAUGGAGGAGUUGGCAACACGCACUUCACGCCAGCUCUAUAUGUUACGACAACAAGUCCGCGAGAUGCAGAAUGAGUGUAUCCGCCUUGGACCAGAGAAAAUAAAGCACACAAAGAAAAGUCGGAGCUCAGCACGACUAGCAGCAGCUCACCGUGGAGCUGUGCGAGCAAUCCAGUCAUUCGUUGCUAACUUACCCCACACUGAUUUAAGUGGAGGCCUUCCCGCCACCUACCAUGAGCUGGCCCUCCUCAUACGCCAGAUGACACUCCUCAGUAACCAGAUGGCUUCUGAACAGUCCAGUGUACAGGCUGACCUGCUCAAGAUGCUUGACAAGGUGGACGAUCUUAACAAAGCAUGGUGCAAAGAUUUACCAGAGAAGGAGCCAGCCAAACCUGUAGUUACCAAGACUAGGGAACAACCUCGGGUUCCUCCCGCUCGUCAAGACCCCCAACCAAGAGGUCGCCCGGUGCAGAGGAGGGAUGUAGGCAAAGAAAACAAACCCAUGAAAGGAAUCAUCAAACCAUCUACAGCAGGAUCUAGGAAGGUAGAAAAACCCAGAAAAGUUGUAAUGGAUGGGACACCAGACAGGAAAGCAACAAUGAGAGCAGGUAUUGCUGCCCUGGUGGAAGCUGGAGAGCUUAAGAAAGGUAGAGCAGGGAUGGCUUGGGAAGUGUCUGGACAUCAGCCAUCACAGGCUGCAGCUAAAAGUCUCAUCCUCCCAGCCAAAUUACAGGAGAAGAGAGCCCGUGCUCAGAGGGCUACGGUCCAGGUAAAUAGCGACUGUCACUUCGCGGAUCCUACUGUGUCCUCAAAUCUCAAGUCUGUAACCCCUCAGCAUAACCUUGUCAUGGAGCGAUCCUUCUCUGCUCCACCCACUCCCUCCAGGAGAGGGAGAUCAGUAAGUCCUGGACAACAACGGGAGCCAUGGCGACCAGGUGGCACUGGCCGUACUCCCUCUAAAGGAGGAAAGAGAAGAACCCGCUCACAGAGUCCCGCUCUACAACGAUGUCACCUCAUCCAGGACAUGCUUGACGGAGACUUAGUCAAAACUCUAUUUCCUGAUGACAUGGAACACAUAGAAAAGAAGAAGACUCCAGUCAGAGGCAGGCAGCUGUAUUCUGCCACUUCACGACGGGAAAGGUCAUCACGGUCACACAGUCCAACAGAGAGACUGGUUGAUAACGCUGAGAAAGCCAUCCAGAGGAGACUACAGCCCUUACUGGACCAAGCAGAGGAGAUAGCUUGUCGUCAGGAACAGCUUCUGGCUGCAUCUGAUCCAACUUUCAGACAGGGGCUUGCAGACGAGAUCACCAAUCCCGAGGAACGGAGAGACGUGUUGACGGAGAUGAUUCUCCAGGAUGUUAUCACAGACACAGCAGAGGAGUUUCAGGCUCUGGAGCGACAGGAACGGGCGGAGAAAAAGGCUGCAGCACUUCAGGACCGUCCCACUCUGGAGAACCUAAUGUAUAAGCUUGAGCAGAUGGAGGAAGAACGCCAUAGCAUAAGACGACGGUGGGCAACAGUACAGUUCUCAGAGACAGAACCUUUAACCAAACGUACUAUUAAAGAUCCUGGUCGUCCUUUAGCACCUGCUGCUAUGGAGAUCACAAGGCACACAGUACCUCCACGUACUGUCCAGAAAAACAUGCACAGGGAAUUCACAAAAAGCAGAGAUGAUGAGCCGAUCAUAUUUACAAAAAUGAAGUCUGAAGCAAGAUUCACAGAAUUCAAAACGGGAUUUCAAGCAGGUUUCGAUGAUGUUCCUCUUAACGAUUCUGCUUAUGAAAUGAGAAGUCGACCAGAAGUACAGAUCUCAAUACCCAAGCGUGUACGGGAAAGAAUAAUGUCUGGAGUGGAGGCUUACGAGAGGUAUCUGAAGAAGACCUCUCACCAGCGCAUUGGAAAAUUUGAUCCCUGGAGGCUGAUGGAAGAGGUUGCUGACCACAUUAUGGAUGAAUGUAUGGCUGAUAUUUCUGUGGAGUUAGAGGACUUGAAUGAAGAUAUUGUCACUAAUGUGUGUAAAUCAGAGUUUUUAAUACCAAAAGAGUCCGGGGAAAGUCCUCCAGCCUCACCUCCCCCCACCUUGCCAAGCCCUGCCCCUAGGGACAGCCCUUCUAUGGUGGUCUUUAAGGAUCAGCCUGUACAUUUCUCUAUACCUUCUGUAGACGAGGAGACAAAUGUAAAACAGGUAGAUGAGGAUAGCCUGAAGAAAGUCAGUUACAAGUAUGAGGAUUCUGAAGAGGAUGAUGAUGACGAUGAUGAUGAUUUUGAAGAUUAUGAAGAUGAUUAUGAAGAUGAGGUUUCAAUAUGACCUGUGAAGUUUGAUAACAUCUUGGAUACUCGGUGUGUUUUGAUGUUAGUGUAAUGUGAAGAUUUAAUCAAGACAAAGGAACAAGGUCCUAUUGAAAUUAUUGCCUUGACCAACAGUGAGAAACCAAUCAUAAUACAAAAUUACAUUUGACUUCUCAAAAAGUGUAGGCUUGUGUGAAUAUCUAUUGAGAUCAAUAGUGUUUGAUUGAAAUCACAGCUUUUGAUAUUAUAAGAAAACAUAUUAUUGAGCUUUUCAAGAAAUUAGGAAACAUUUUUCAGUUAAAUGUAUCGAAUUUCAUUUGAAAAAGAAGAACUACAAAAUAUUUAUAUCCAGUUAAAAUUUCAAAUUAUAUUGAAGUACCAGUAAUCAGCUGUUGGUAGAUAUUGGUGCAAAGGGAAUCGAUACCGAAGGCUUAUAUACUAUGGAUCUGUAAUAAAAAAAACUGUGAUAUUUUGUAUAUAGAUUAUAUCUGUACAUUAUGUGCAUAUUUAUUUAUUUUGUAUAUUUGACAGGUAUUGUAGCAUGUACAGGACACAGUAUAAAUCAUUGUUAAAUAAGAAUAUGUAUUGUGAUAUCUGACUGUCAAAGAACGAACAUUUCUAUGUAAUGUGUAUUACAAAUUAUAGACAGUCCAGUUGUUAAGGUCUAUACAUGCAAGAAAAUAAUUCCAUAAAAACAAAGUGGAAAUAAGUGGUCUGAAAAAAAAGUUAUCUGAAUGCUAAAUAUUAAAAGUGUUGACUUGGAAACAUAAAACAUCAAUUAUGGGAACCAAACUCUCUACGAUAGAGAACAAAUUCUUUGCUGUAGUUAUAAUAAGCCAGCUUCCUCCUGCUGUAAUUGGGGUACAAGACUACAGCGUUGAAAGUUUGUAGAUAGUCAAAUAUAUGAGUCUAUUCUUCAUAAUCCUACAGUAGUUGUAAUCAUGAAUUGAUGAUAAACAAAAGGUUUCAUAUAUAAUAAAUGAGCAUUUGUUACAAA
This is a messenger RNA of Pecten maximus, 4124 nucleotides long. RefSeq names its product protein moonraker-like. Gene Ontology annotation, biological process: protein localization to centrosome; centriole replication. Bases 42 to 3146 code for a protein of 1034 amino acids. The record is from RefSeq and is a predicted model, not a curated record. Lineage: Eukaryota; Metazoa; Mollusca; Bivalvia; Pectinida; Pectinidae. The transcript has 19 exons. Gene Ontology annotation, cellular component: centriolar satellite.